Messenger RNA from Mus pahari (shrew mouse), 1317 nucleotides. RefSeq names its product testis expressed 13A (gene Tex13a). Bases 154 to 1284 code for a protein of 376 amino acids. The record is from RefSeq and is a predicted model, not a curated record. The transcript has 2 exons. Lineage: Eukaryota; Metazoa; Chordata; Mammalia; Rodentia; Muridae.
GGAUGGGUGGGAAUGGGAGAGCCGGGAAGAACAAACGGCCAGUAAGACACUGAAGGAGAGAAGAGGUACUAACACCAAGAGGCAAAGGGAGCAAGGACUACGGGUUUAUUUAAUCUUCCAGGGCCAGAAAAGCCUGUAAGACACUCAGCCAUCAUGGCCUUGAAUCCUGAGGAUCUCGGUAGUGGGUUCAGGCAUAGCAAGGUGUCAAUGUUCAUCAAUGAACAAAUGGCCAAGCACGACAAAGGCCCUGAUUUCUACCUUGAGAACCUGUCACUGUCUUGGGAAGAGGUGGAAGACAAGUUUAAAGUCAUCCUUGAGGAUAGUGAGGUACCUAACGAAGCUCGGGAAGCCUGUGCCUGGGGCACCCUGGCCUUGGGUGUACGCUUCGCUCACAGGCAAGGCUGCUUACAAGGGCAUGGUGUGCAGUGGCUGCAAGACUUGUCUAGCCUACAUAAGGUGUCUGCACUCUCCUUGUCACCAGACCUGAAGCAGCUCAUCCACCAGCAAGAGAUGGAGCAGAAGGAGGUAGCUAUCCAGCUUCAAAUUGCUCAGGCCAAACUGGAAGAAGUACAGAAAGAGAGAGACCUACUGAGACUGAAGAUCUUCCAGGCAGAGCUGAAGGCUCUCCCGAAUGCAGUAAGACCAGCUGUGGCCAUUCCUCCUGCUGCCAGAAGAGGAGGGAUGAGAACUCAAUGGUCAAGUGCGAAGGAGAACUUGGCAGAGUGGAUGGCUGCUGCCACAGGAAGACCGAAUGAGAAGGCAAAUGUGAGAGAAGCUGCAGUGGCAGGGACAAUAACUUCCCCAGAAGAGGCCUCAGAGGAGCCCAAUGGAAGUUUCAUGAAGCUUCUAGGAGUCGUGAAGUGGAAAAAUUAUCCCCUGAAAAGGCAGAGAGCAGAUCUCAGACCCAAGAAGGCAUCCAUGUGUUCUUUCUCUCAGUCCCUAAAUCUGAGAUCGACUGCCUCCUCUGAGCCCUUUACUGUCCAACUCCCAGCCUCAUUCACAUACUCCUAUGAAAGCCCCUUCCCGGCCAUACCAACAACUUCCCAACUACCAACAACAGAAAGAUCACCUCAUAUGUAUCCCUAUUCUAUGGCCUCUGAUAUAAGUCAUCUGUCUGAUAUGGGAAUCCACAGAGGAGAUCAUCAAGAACUACCAAAAGACAAGAGAUUUUCAGCAUUCCGUAGGCCUGGGGAUUGGGACUGUCCUUGGUGUAAAGCUGUGAAUUUUUCAAGGAGGGAAAACUGUUUCCACUGUGGGAAGGGAAUUUGGCUGCAAAACCCUUAAUGAAUUUGGAAUGCAAAAUAGAGCUGAAACAAA